GGGUGUGUUGCCCAAUUCUAUGCCAGUCAGUCAGUCAGUCAGUCAGUCAGUCUAAGUCUAUAGGUUUGCCUGUGUUAGAGCCACCAACCAGUUUUCGCUCCAAAUGGACAGUUCACUGCUCUGUGUGCUGCUAGCCACUGCUGUCCUACUCUGUAGCGCCGCCCCAGUGGACAGGCACGGUGAGUCAGACACUCACUGCCCGUUAAUGGUUAAGAUUUUGGAUGCGGUGAAGGGUGUACCAGCGGGCGCCGUGGCACUGAGUGUCUCCCGACGAGUCAAUGGAGUGACCUGGGCACAGGUUGCUAGUGGAGUGACAGACUUGACAGGGGAGGUCCAUAAUCUGAUCUCAGAUCAGGACUUCCAGUCGGGGGUGUACCGAGUUGAGUUUGACACUAAGGCCUACUGGAAGUCUCAGGGAACCACGCCUUUCCACGAGACUGCUGAAGUGGUGUUCGAGGCCCACGCGGAGGGACAUCGUCACUACACUCUGGCCCUGUUGCUGAGUCCCUUCUCCUACACUACCACGGCUGUCGUGAUGAAAGCACACGAGUGACAAACACACAACACAAAAUACACACCUGACUAAGCUUAACAAAUAAAGUGCAGGUAAACGAC
Molecule: messenger RNA, 615 nt
Organism: Salvelinus namaycush (lake trout)
Lineage: Eukaryota; Metazoa; Chordata; Actinopteri; Salmoniformes; Salmonidae
Gene: ttr
Product: transthyretin (prealbumin, amyloidosis type I)
Exons: 4
Coding region: 104-553 (149 amino acids)
Biological process (GO): purine nucleobase metabolic process
Source: RefSeq, a predicted model, not a curated record